This is a messenger RNA of Vollenhovia emeryi, 2131 nucleotides long. Its product is annotated as cytochrome P450 9e2-like. NCBI's taxonomy places the organism in Eukaryota, Metazoa, Arthropoda, Insecta, Hymenoptera, Formicidae. The record is from RefSeq and is a predicted model, not a curated record. Bases 380 to 1912 code for a protein of 510 amino acids. The transcript has a single exon. Gene Ontology annotation, molecular function: oxidoreductase activity, acting on paired donors, with incorporation or reduction of molecular oxygen; heme binding; monooxygenase activity.
CCCUCUCCCUCCUCUUCCAGAAUUCUUCCCGCCUCCUCCUGCCAGCUCCAUCCGUUCUUCCACCUCCUACAUUCCUCCCACACAUGUAACAUCUUUUUAUAGAAACCAUGAUAUCAAAAAACAUCGUGCUACACAUUUAAAUCGAACAAUAUAUCUUAUGUAAUCACUGAUACAACAUGUAUUAUCUCGAUGAUAGUGAGAAAUGUUUCUCUCCUCCUAUCUCUGCUUUUUUCAUGAUAAGGAGAGAAACAUCUCCCCUCUCCCAUCAUUGAUGUACAUAUACGUAUGUCCGCAGAGAGCGUUACACGUACAUCCUAUUCAUAACGUUCUAUGCAGUGUCUGACGAAACAUCUCAUUAAUCUGUUAUCUGAUCAUCACGAUGGCUUCGACCUUUGUGCUACUACUGACCACUCUGGUCGUCAUCGGCGUGCUGAAAAUCAUCUCUGUUCUGCGUCGCAAUUAUACUCACUGGAAAAAUAAAGGCCUACCCUACCUGCCAAAUUCGCUGUUUUCUUUCAUAAUGGAGUGGAAGAUGUUUUUGGGCUACAUCACCAUGGUCGAUUAUUCCCGACAUCUAUACAAUUCAUUCUCAAAUGCCAAAUACGUCGGAAUGAUGGACAUUGCCACGCCUUCUGUACUUUUGCGCGAUCCCGAGCUGAUUAAGGACGUCAUGGUGAAGGAUUUUGAACACUUCCAGGAUCAUCAAAUCUUCGUUGACGAAAGCGUAGAGCCUCUCUUUGGCAAGAACGUCUUCGCCUUGCGCGGAAAUCGUUGGAAAGAAAUGAGGAAUACGCUAAGCCCCUCUUUUACUGCUAGCAAAAUGAAGUUUAUGUUCGAUUUGGUGUCAAAAUGUUCUCAUGAUUUCGUCAAUUAUUUGGUCGACCAUCCUGAACUCUGCGAUACGAUCGAAACGAAGGAAGUUUUCAGACGGUACACUAACGACGUCAUUGCUACAGCAGCAUUUGGCAUAAGCGUGAAUUCCAUGAAGGAUCGAGACAAUGAGUUUUAUAUGAGAGGAAUAGAGGCUGCCAACUUUUCUUCUGGAUUCCUAACGACGGUUAAGUUCGUAAUUUUUCGUGUGUGUCCGUGGAUCGCUAAAUUAACAGGUCUGACGUUUUUCCCGUCAGCCACAGCCACAUUUUUCAAGAAGAUCGUAGAGGAAACCGUUAGAGCACGACAAAAGCAAAAUAUUAUCCGACCGGAUAUGAUUCAUUUGCUAAUGCAGGCUCGGGACAAGGACAGUGCCGGUGUAUCCAAAAUGACAUUGGACGACAUGGUUUCGCAAGCUUUUAUUUUCUUCUUGGCUGGUUUCGACACAUCCUCAACUCUCAUGUGUUUCGCCGCUCACGAACUGGCGGUUAACAGAGAGAUUCAAGAACGUCUGUACGAGGAGAUACAGCAGCAUCUUGCCGAGGGGAACGGUGAGAUUUCUUACGAGUCGCUGUCGAAGAUGUCUUACAUGGAUAUGGUAAUUUCUGAAGCUCUCAGAAAGUAUCCACCGGUUGUCUUCAUAGAUAGGCUUUGUACUAAGAAAUACGAAUUGCCUCCGUCACAACCAGGCGGCAAAAGUGUAAUCAUCGAACCUGACAACGCAUUGAUAUUUCCCGUUUAUGCUUUACAUCACGAUCCAGCAUACUUUCCGAACCCGGAUAAAUUCGAUCCCGAAAGAUUCAGCGAGGAGAACAAGGACAAUAUUUUACCAUAUACUUAUCUACCAUUUGGUCACGGGCCUAGAAAGUGUAUCGGCAAUCGAUUUGCUCUUAUGGAGACCAAAAUUCUGCUAGCUCAUCUUUUACAGAAGUUUACUUUGAAAUCUAUCGAAAAGACUGUCGAACCAAUUGUAUAUUCCAAAGAUUUUACAUUGCAACCUGUUAACGGCUUUUGGAUUGGCUUACAGAAGAGAGAAACGUGAAAUAUCUUGUGUAAAACACGUAAUUCUAUGACAUAGUUACAUUCGUAGAAGUAAUAUCGCAUUUUAACUAUCAAAAUAUUCAGAUGCUUUCAAAGAUGAUUGAAAUAUACAAUAAGAUUUAUUUGUGAUGCAUUACAUUAUCAUUUACAAUGUACAAAUGAAAUGAUUAGUUAAUAGAGAUUUUGUUAAUAUAAUAUAUGAAAUGAGGCAAUUGAUAAA